CUCGGGCCUCCAAGGGAGGUGACAUAGGCAGACUCUGGAGCGGUUCUUAAACCCCCUGGAUUUCCUGUACGUGAUUCUACAUAAUUCACCUGCCAGAGAUUCGCGAUUUCGAUUUCUACAUCCUGCCGGUACUGUAUUAUACCUUCCACCAUGAAGACCUUCUCACUCACCAGCUUUCUCCUCUUCAUCCCCCUUUUGGCAUCGGCCUCUCCCACGGGUCAGGGACAGUUGCAGACUCGAGGUUCGACGCAAAUCACUAGCGAGCAGAUCCAGAUAAUUGCCCCUACCUCUAACACCUGCGCCAACCCUCCGGCCGUCGGGGAGUGCGCGACCUCAGACUCCGCCGCCUCCAGCAUCUCCAAAUCCUUCCAGACCUAUGGAGUCACCAACAAAGCUGAGCAGGCCGCCGUGAUCGGCCUGAUGGCGUUCGAGAGUGGAGAUUUCAAAUAUAACAAGAAUCAUUUCCCGGGCGUUGCGGGACAAGGCACGCGCAACAUGCAAUCCCCCACCUUCAAUGCCAAGUACGCGGCAUCCAUCCCCGCGCUGGCUGACUCGCUCAAGACCGUCAACGGCGACCCGGCUGGCACCUUAGAUCUGCUGCGCGCGGUGCCGGAUUAUGACUUUGGGUCUGGGGCAUGGUUCCUCACCACACAGUGCAAUGCAAGUGUGCGCAGUCAGUUGCAGCAGGGCAGCCAGGCGGGCUGGGAGGCGUUUAUCACCAGCUGUGUGGGGACGGCUGCUAAUGAUGACCGCAAGGCGUAUUGGAACCGCGCGGUGCAGGCUCUGGGGCAAUGAGGUGGUAGUUUUUGUGAGUGAGGAAGGGGGAUGGGAUAGUGGUAUGGGCUGUGUCUCUUUUAUGUCCUCGAUUGAAGUGUUUCAGGUUGUUGCUUAUCUCACAUCGUUGACUGGGUUCGUUGUUUGUUUGUGGAAGGAUGAAUUCCCCGCGUGUAUGAGGUUAUAUAACCCUUUUCAGCUACCAUGAUAGGGCGGACAUUGGAUGGGGAGGGGUGCCUCUUACCCUUGAGUCGUUAGAUAGAUGCAAGACUACAAGCCAACCUGCAAACAUGCUAAGUGCAGAAACAGCCCAUUUGUACUAGAGUCACA
Molecule: messenger RNA, 1104 nt
Organism: Aspergillus saccharolyticus JOP 1030-1
Lineage: Eukaryota; Fungi; Ascomycota; Eurotiomycetes; Eurotiales; Aspergillaceae
Exons: 3
Coding region: 151-795 (214 amino acids)
Source: RefSeq, a predicted model, not a curated record